Ustilaginoidea virens is the source of this 1584-nucleotide messenger RNA. RefSeq lists its product as uncharacterized. NCBI's taxonomy places the organism in Eukaryota, Fungi, Ascomycota, Sordariomycetes, Hypocreales, Clavicipitaceae. Bases 1 to 1584 code for a protein of 527 amino acids. The record is from RefSeq and is a predicted model, not a curated record. Gene Ontology annotation, biological process: amino acid transmembrane transport. The transcript has a single exon. Gene Ontology annotation, cellular component: membrane. Gene Ontology annotation, molecular function: amino acid transmembrane transporter activity.
AUGGAGGCGGAGAAGCACACGCCGCCGCGGGCCGUCGCUGACCAGGCCGGCGGUGCAAAGGAUGCUGCUGCUGCUGCUGCUGCUGCUGCUGCUGCUGCUGCUGCUGCUGAUGAUGUCGAGGAGGCCGGCCAGAACGGCCUGGCCCGAGCCCUGCAGGGCCGGCACUUGCAGUUCAUCGCCAUCGGGGCCACCUUUGGAACCGGCCUCUUCCUGGGCACCGGAGGCGCCUUGUCAAACGCCGGGCCGGCCUCUCUCCUCCUCGGCUUCGUCUUCAUGGGCCUGGUCGUCUACACCGUCAUGGUUGCCCUGGGCGAGAUGGCGGCCUACAUGCCCGUCGCGGGCGCCUUCACCGUCUACGCGAGCCGGUUCGUCGACCCGACGCUGGGCUUCGCCAUGGGCUGGAUCUACUGGUUCAGCUGGUCCAUCACGUUUGGCCUGGAGCUCACGGCCGCCGGCCUCAUCAUCGAGCUCUGGACCGAGUCGGUCAGCAUCGGGGUCUGGGUCGCCGUCUUCUGGGUCGUCUUCACGGCCGUCAACUUCUUCCCCGUCCGGUACUUUGGCGAGCUGGAGAUGUGGUUCUCCAGCAUCAAGGUCGUCACCGUCGUCGGCUUCGUCGUCUUCGCCGCCUGCGUCAACGCCGGGGCGGGCGACCAGGGCUACCUCGGCUUCCGGUACUGGACCUACCCGGGCGCCUUCCGCGCGUACCUGGUGGAGGGCGGCGUGGGCAGGUUCGUCGGCCUCUGGAGCGUCAUGGUCACCGCCGGCUUCAGCUACCAGGGCUCGGAGCUGGUGGGCAUCGGCGCCGGCGAGACGCGCAACCCGCGCAAGGCCAUCCCGCAGGCGAUCCGCUGGACCUUCUGGGGCAACUUUGUCCUGUUCGUCGCCGUCGUCUUCUUCCUCGGCAUCGACAUCCCCCACGACAACGCCGACCUGCAGAGCACGGCGACCAACGCCUCGGCCUCGCCGCUCGUCAUCGUCGCCAAGCUGGCCGGCGUGCAGGUGCUGCCGGACAUCAUCAACGGCGUGCUGCUGACGGCCGUGCUGUCGGCCGCGGCCUCGGACGUCUACUCGAGCACGCGGAUCCUGUACGCCCUCGCGGCCGAGGGUCUCGCCCCGGCCCUCUUCACCCGGACGAACCGCCACGGCACCCCGGUCUGGUCCGUCGCCUUCUGCUCGCUGCCGGGCCUGCUGGGCUUCCUCAACCUGUCGCAGAGCGGCGGCACCGUCUUCAAGUGGCUGCUCAACAUCACCGGCGUCGCCGGCUUCAUCGUCUGGGGGCUCAUCAACCUCUGCCACCUGCGCUUCAUGAAGGCGCUUGCGUUUCGGGGCAUCCCGCGCGCCUCGCUCCCCUACGCCGCGCCCUUGCAGCCGUACCUGUCCUGGUUCGGGCUGUUUUUCAACCUCUUGAUCCUCCUCACCAGCGGCUUCACGUCCCUGAUCCAGUGGAGCACGAGCGACUUCUUUGCCGCCUACGUCAGCAUCCUCCUGUUUGUCGCGCUCUACGUCGGCCACAAGCUCGUCUUCCGCACCAAGCUUGUCAAGAUUGAGGACAUGGACCUGUCCAUGGGACGGCGUGAGAUGUAG